This is a messenger RNA of Puccinia triticina, 825 nucleotides long. RefSeq lists its product as uncharacterized. The transcript has 5 exons. The record is from RefSeq and is a predicted model, not a curated record. The coding region runs from base 1 to 825 and encodes 274 amino acids. Gene Ontology annotation, biological process: protein depalmitoylation. Lineage: Eukaryota; Fungi; Basidiomycota; Pucciniomycetes; Pucciniales; Pucciniaceae. Gene Ontology annotation, molecular function: carboxylic ester hydrolase activity; palmitoyl-(protein) hydrolase activity. Gene Ontology annotation, cellular component: cytoplasm.
AUGCCUUAUACUAGUAGGGUAUGUAGCCAGGGCGAAACGCACGAGCAGCUGGCCUGGCCGACUGCUGCUGCUGUUACUCUUGUCGAUGGCGGCCACCCCCCCAACCAUGUCCAAGAUAGACCGCCGCACAUCCAGGAGAUCGCUCGGCAUCCAGGGAACAACCCCCACCAUUCCUGGACUCACAUAACCCGCACUCUCCCCCGACACCACUAUCUCCCCACCUCGACCGACCAGCCCUACAACGAUGAUGUCCCGACUGCACACCCCGCCUUCGCUGUGGACGACCCUGGCGAUCACGGCGGCGGCGACGACCCUGCUGGCGUUCCACGUGUACCUCGAGUCCUCGCUGCUUCUGCUCGGGCACGACCUGCGGGCCGGGCCAGCGGGAGGGCCAGACUCCGCCACCUCCUCGCCCGCAACGGGGUCGACUUCAGCCGCACUAUCGUCGCCGGAUUCAGCCAGGGCGCAGUGAUGGCGCUGCUGCUCGGCCUGACCCUGGACCCGCCGCCAGCGGGGAUAAUAAUGCUAUCCGGGUACCUGCCCAUGCCGGGCGAUCUGGGUGCGCUUUUCGGGCGGAAGGGCGGCGAACGACGGGGGACGAUAGUGCACUGGCUGCACGGGGCCAAGGACGGCUAUUUCCCGCUGCCCGCCGCCCGGAGGGGCUUCCAGCAGCUGCAGGACCUCGGCCUCUUCGCGCCCGAGAACCUCGCCUUCUCCAGCAUGGCCGACCUCGACCAUGCCUGGUCGGCCGCCGAGCUCGAGCUCCUCAUCCGCGCCUCCCUCGACCGCUUCUUGCCCGCUCCUCCCACCCCGCCCCCGGCUUGA